Messenger RNA from Arvicola amphibius (Eurasian water vole), 1512 nucleotides. It is a transcript of the gene Bmpr1b, whose product is annotated as bone morphogenetic protein receptor type 1B. Gene Ontology annotation, cellular component: signaling receptor complex; plasma membrane. Gene Ontology annotation, biological process: protein phosphorylation; dorsal/ventral pattern formation; cellular response to growth factor stimulus. Bases 4 to 1512 code for a protein of 502 amino acids. Gene Ontology annotation, molecular function: transforming growth factor beta receptor activity, type I; SMAD binding; ATP binding. The transcript is spliced from 10 exons. NCBI's taxonomy places the organism in Eukaryota, Metazoa, Chordata, Mammalia, Rodentia, Cricetidae. The record is from RefSeq and is a predicted model, not a curated record.
AACAUGCUCUUACGAAGCUCAGGAAAAUUCAAUGUGGGCACCAAGAAAGAGGAUGGUGAGAGUACAGCCCCCACGCCUCGCCCCAAGGUCCUUCGUUGUAAAUGCCACCACCACUGUCCAGAAGACUCAGUCAACAAUAUCUGCAGCACAGAUGGCUACUGCUUUACAAUGAUAGAGGAAGACGACUCCGGAACGCCUGUGGUCACCUCUGGAUGUCUAGGACUCGAAGGGUCAGAUUUUCAGUGUCGUGACACCCCCAUUCCUCAUCAAAGACGAUCAAUUGAAUGCUGCACGGAGAGGAAUGAAUGUAAUAAAGACCUACACCCUACUCUGCCUCCGCUGAAGAACAGGGAUUUUGUUGAUGGACCGAUACACCACAAGGCCUUACUAAUAUCUGUGACUGUCUGUAGUUUCCUCUUGGUCCUCAUUAUCCUAUUCUGUUACUUCAGGUAUAAAAGACAAGAAGCCAGACCUCGGUACAGCAUUGGGCUAGAGCAAGAUGAGACUUAUAUUCCUCCUGGAGAGUCCCUGAGAGACUUGAUUGAGCAGUCUCAGAGCUCGGGAAGUGGAUCAGGUCUCCCUCUGCUGGUCCAAAGGACAAUAGCUAAGCAAAUUCAGAUGGUGAAGCAAAUUGGAAAAGGUCGCUAUGGGGAAGUGUGGAUGGGAAAGUGGCGUGGAGAAAAGGUAGCAGUGAAAGUGUUCUUCACCACGGAGGAAGCCAGCUGGUUCCGAGAGACAGAGAUUUAUCAGACGGUCCUGAUGAGGCAUGAAAACAUUCUGGGGUUUAUUGCUGCAGAUAUUAAAGGGACUGGGUCCUGGACUCAGUUAUACCUCAUCACAGACUAUCAUGAAAAUGGUUCUCUUUAUGACUAUCUGAAAUCCACCACCCUAGACGCCAAGUCCAUGCUGAGGUUAGCCUACUCUUCCGUCAGUGGCCUGUGCCACUUACACACGGAAAUCUUCAGUACUCAAGGCAAACCAGCAAUCGCCCAUAGAGACCUGAAAAGUAAGAACAUCCUGGUGAAGAAAAAUGGGACCUGCUGCAUCGCAGACCUGGGCUUGGCUGUCAAGUUUAUCAGUGACACGAAUGAGGUUGACAUCCCACCCAACACACGGGUGGGCACCAAGCGCUACAUGCCUCCAGAAGUGCUGGAUGAAAGCUUGAACAGAAAUCAUUUUCAGUCUUACAUCAUGGCCGACAUGUACAGUUUUGGACUCAUCCUCUGGGAGAUUGCGAGGAGAUGUGUUUCUGGAGGUAUAGUAGAAGAAUACCAACUUCCCUACCAUGACUUGGUGCCCAGUGACCCUUCUUAUGAGGACAUGAGAGAAAUUGUGUGCAUUAAGAAGUUACGGCCUUCUUUCCCCAAUCGGUGGAAUAGUGAUGAGUGUCUCAGGCAGAUGGGAAAGCUUAUGACAGAGUGCUGGGCCCACAACCCUGCCUCCAGGCUGACCGCUUUGCGAGUUAAGAAGACACUUGCCAAAAUGUCAGAGUCCCAGGACAUUAAGCUCUGA